Messenger RNA from Gavia stellata (red-throated loon), 996 nucleotides. It is a transcript of the gene ASB7, whose product is annotated as ankyrin repeat and SOCS box containing 7. The transcript has 3 exons. Lineage: Eukaryota; Metazoa; Chordata; Aves; Gaviiformes; Gaviidae. Gene Ontology annotation, biological process: intracellular signal transduction. The record is from RefSeq and is a predicted model, not a curated record. Bases 1 to 957 code for a protein of 318 amino acids. Gene Ontology annotation, molecular function: protein binding.
AUGUUACACCAUCACUGUCGGAGACACCCUGAACUACAGGAAGAGUUGCAGAUUCAGGCUGCAGUUGCUGCUGGCGAUGUUCACACUGUGCGCAAGAUGCUGGAGCAAGGAUAUUCUCCAAAUGGUCGAGAUGCCAAUGGCUGGACCUUGCUUCAUUUCUCUGCAGCAAGAGGGAAAGAGAGAUGUGUCCGUGUUUUUCUGGAACAUGGAGCUGAUCCCACAGUUAAGGACUUAAUUGGAGGCUUCACUGCUCUGCAUUAUGCAGCCAUGCAUGGCCGAGCGAGGAUUGCACGCUUGAUGUUGGAAUCUGAAUAUAGAAGUGACAUUAUUAAUGCAAAAAGCAACGAUGGUUGGACUCCCCUCCAUGUAGCAGCCCACUAUGGCAGAGACUCAUUUGUCAGGCUCCUGUUGGAGUUCAAGGCUGAGGUUGAUCCGCUCAGUGAUAAAGGUACUACACCGCUUCAGCUGGCCAUUAUCCGAGAGAGGUCAAGCUGUGUGAAAAUCCUUCUGGAUCACAAUGCCAACAUCGACAUUCAAAAUGGUUUCCUGUUACGAUACGCUGUGAUCAAAAGCAAUCACUCUUACUGCCGAAUGUUCCUUCAGAGAGGGGCGGAUACAAACUUGGGUCGCUUGGAAGAUGGACAGACACCCUUACACUUGUCUGCUCUUAGAGAUGAUGUGCUUUGUGCGCAAAUGUUGUAUAAUUACGGAGCAGACACUAACAAAAGGAACUAUGAAGGACAGACCCCACUGGCUGUUUCAAUAAGUAUUUCUGGAAGUAGCCGACCCUGUCUGGAUUUCUUACAAGAAGUGACAAGACAGCCCAGAAACUUGCAAGAUCUAUGCCGAAUUAAAAUCCGUCAGUGUAUAGGCCUUCAAAACCUAAAACUACUUGAUGAACUACCCAUUGCCAAGGUCAUGAAAGACUACUUAAAACACAAAUUUGAUGAUAUCUGAUAUCCAUGAAGAUAAGAACUCUGAGCAAGAUUAGUUAUA